Paralichthys olivaceus (Japanese flounder) is the source of this 1044-nucleotide messenger RNA. Lineage: Eukaryota; Metazoa; Chordata; Actinopteri; Pleuronectiformes; Paralichthyidae. The record is from RefSeq and is a predicted model, not a curated record.
GGUGCCGUCAGACCUCAGAGAGGAAGAAGAAGAAGAAGAAGAAGAGUAACAUCGCGAGAGUUCGGACACAAGCUAGCGGAUGCUAACGGCUGCUAACUCUAUGUGUCACUAUUUUCUCCGUCGCGUCAUUUUUCAGAUUCCAAACAAAACAUCAGCCGUGAGGUUAUAAAGAUGUGACGUCAUUCCCGGUGUUGUCAUGGCGACGAGGACUUACGCUUGAGUCACUAGCGUGAAUCAGAGGAGGCUAACAGAGAACUUCGCAGGAGCGUGUGCUGCGCCGCGGAUCAGAUGGCGAAGGGCAAGUUUUUCUACGCGGUGCAGAAGGGAUUCAAACCCGGAGUCUACAAGUCCUGGGAUGAAUGUAAGAGUCAGGUGGAAAAAUUCCCAUCUGCCUCUUUCAAGAAGUUUGCAUCAGAGCGAGACGCCUGGGCGUUCGUCAGAGGAGUGGAACUCUCCUCCCCUCCAGAGGUGAAGAACGCAGCUCAGAGUUUUGAGCCGGCUGUCGCCCUUCUUCCUAAAAGAGGCCCAGAGCCUCUGGAGUACAUCCCUCUGGGUAAGAAGAGAUGCCACUCAGAUGAGGAGGUGGUGCCCCCCCCCAAACGAGUCAAAGAGACAGAAAGCUCCUCUUCACAAAACUCAGAUGGAUUCACAUACAUGGGUGACGCUGUGGUCGUUUACACUGACGGCUGCUGCGCAGGAAACGGAAAACGCAUGGCCCGAGCCGGCAUCGGAGUCUACUGGGGUCCCAACCACCCACUGAAUGUUGCAGAGCGACUUCACGGAAGACAAACCAACCAACGGGCAGAGUUACGGGCUGCCUGCAAAGCACUGCAACAAGCUAAAGAGAAGAACAUCAAGAAGUUGGUUCUUUACACCGACAGCAAGUUCACGAUCAACGGUGUGACCAAGUGGGUGAAGAACUGGAAGCUGAACGGCUGGAGACUGAAAUCUGGAGGUGAAAUCAUCAACAAAGACGACUUUGUGAAGCUCGACAAACUGAACGCAGAGCUGGAGGUGGUCUGGGUAAAUUCCAACCCGGACUUA